UACCCGAGUGGGAGAGAAAGGGGAAUCUUUAUGAAGGAUUGAAACAGUAGACUGAGUGGGGGGGAAGGGGAACAGUGCUUCGGAGUAAGAGUAAGGUAAGAAUUGCUUCAUCAUCUCUCCCAGCCGUGUAUGGUUUCUGGGUACUUAGUGUUUAGCUUGAACAUGUCGGGGCAGAGCUGCUGGCUGCCCGCCGCGUUCCAGCCCCGGCUGGGCUGCACGCCAUUGGCUUUCCCGCCUCUCGCUGCACUGCUGCCGCCGUGCGGUGCGCGCGCGCAGCUGCCCCUGAAGCGACCGACAGAGCGCGGCCCUUCCAGCCCCGCCCGCUCUCCGUGCCCUGAGGGGCCGGGCCCCGCCUGCGCGCCUCGGGGCGGAGCUGCGCGCCGGGGACGCCGGCGUAAGGGGCUGGGAGAAGCCGCAGCCCCUCCCUAGCGGCCGGAGGCUGGCGCUGUGGCGUAGCCAGGGCCUGGGGAGCGCGGUGAGGCCGUCUGCGGUGCUGAGCCCCGCCCUGUAGGCGCAGCGAUGCUGGUGCUGGUUCUGUGCGCGGCCGUGCUGGCGGGCGGCGCGGCCCAGGACGACGACUGGAUCGACCCCACCGAUAUGCUCAACUACGACGCGGCGUCGGGGACGAUGAGGAGGCCUUACAAGGUAAACUAUCACGAUUCUGAGGACAAGACAGUGGAUGGAAUCAUCACUGAAAACUUAUCAAGUUGUUCCAGGGAAGUGGAUUCUUUACAGCAGAAGGUUGCAGAAUGUGAGAAGAGGAACGCCAAAUCUCGUGAAAGCCGGAGCUUUUAUAUUUUUAAGCGGUACUUGAAUAAGAUUUUAAAUGAAGCUGGAAAACUUGGCCUUCCUGAGGGAAACGUGGACCAAGUGCAUUACGAUGCCGAGAUUAUCCUUACAAAACAGACGCAUCUGGAGAUCCUCCGGUUCCUGCAGGAGGAAGCGUGGCAGUCGGGUGCUGUGGAUGAUGCGCUUAGCAAUAUUUUGAUCAAUUUUAAGCACCACGAUUAUAAAGCUUGGCACUGGAGAUUUGAAGACACCUUUGGGAUUGAUCUGUAUAAUAUGUUUAUGAUACUCUUGUGCUUAGUGUGUGUUGUGAUUAUAAUAGCUACAGAGCUGUGGACACGUAUCCAUUGGUUCGUUCAGCUGAAACGUGUUUUAUUAAUAAGCUUUCUCAUCAGUUUUGCGUGGAAUUGGCUUUACUUAUAUAAGCGGGCUUUUGCACAGCAUCAAGCAGAAAUUGCCAAAAUGGGGCAGUUUGAUAAUGUCUGUGCUGAGAAGUUGGACUGGAGAGAGAGUCUUAUUGGAUGGCUCAGAAGCCAGUGGACGUUGCAGGACGAUCCGUGUCAGAAGUACUACGAAACUCUGCUAGUAAACCCUGUUUUGCUGGUUCCACCAACAAAGGCACUGGCUAUUACUUUUACCACCUUUGUAACUGAGCCUUUGAAGCAUGUGGGACAAGGUAUUGGCGAAUUCAUCAGAGCGCUUAUGAAGGAGAUACCGCUGAUCCUGCAGGUUCCAGUGCUAAUCAUGAUGGCUCUGUUCAUUCUGGCUUUCUGCUAUGGUGCAGCAUCAUCAGUGUCUGUGAUAAGAUAUUUAAUGCCUUCUCAGAAGAAGAGGCUUCCUCUACCUGAUGGUCAACGGGAGGAAAUAGACUUCAGCCAGUAUGAUGGGAAUAAAUCUGAUGGCUACUAUUCACAGAAGACUCCUUGCAUUUACAGAGGCCCUUACGACAGAGGAGAUGUUCAGAUGAGACCUGGAAAUAGCAGCAGCAAUCCUGACGUGCUGCAUGCAAGCGCCAAGCCAGAUGCACAAGUAGAAGAGUCUCAGAAACCAAAAGCUGGUAAUAGAUUGCACACUGAGGCUGAAGUUUGUAGACUAGAAACUCCUCCAGCUGCAACACUUAGUGGAGAAAAGGCAUUUGAGCAGGAGAAGCAGCAGACAGAUAAAGCGGAGCAAGAGACUGGAAAAAACUGUGAUCCUAACAGAAACGUGGAAGGACAAAGUUCUGCAGAGGGACCGGCGGAAGAGAUGAAGAGCAGUACGUGUGAGUCACACGAAGGAGACUGAGGGGCCCCCAUGCUUUCUGGUGGAGUAGAGGAUGUUGCUACUGAAGCAGCUGAGAAUCUGUUCUUCUCCUGGAAGUGGCAUCUCUGAUCAUCCAUCCUGUUACUCUGGAAUCGGCUCAGCAGAUCAAAGAACCCUUCAUCUGCCACUGUUUCUCGACUGUUUCUCUGGAGAGGAGAGAAAAGUUAGAGGUACUUGGAACUCAGAAGUACCUAAAACUAGGGCAGUUUGAUUCCGGUAACAUAUUUGCAUAUCUGAAAUACAUUAAACUAAUUUUAUUAGUCAUCCA
Messenger RNA from Numida meleagris (helmeted guineafowl), 2356 nucleotides. RefSeq names its product chloride channel CLIC like 1 (gene CLCC1). Gene Ontology annotation, cellular component: endoplasmic reticulum; membrane. NCBI's taxonomy places the organism in Eukaryota, Metazoa, Chordata, Aves, Galliformes, Numididae. The record is from RefSeq and is a predicted model, not a curated record. Bases 520 to 2070 code for a protein of 516 amino acids. The transcript is spliced from 12 exons. Gene Ontology annotation, molecular function: chloride channel activity.